AUGUCGGACGGUAUGGCGACCAGUGAGAGGCAAUCAAAUCUCAGGUUGCUCAGGACGUCUCUGAUUCUGGACCAAGGCGACAAACGCACGACUCGCCGUGGAGACUGUUUCAGACUGUGCACUUACAACGCGAGAACAGUGCUCACAGACGCUGACCUGUAUGCCCUUCUCGGAGCUACAGAGUGUAUCAAUCUGCACGUGAUUGCUCUGCAGGAGACCAAGUGCAGAAGGAGCGACGUGCGACAGAUGAAUGACGGGAGGCUUGUCAAUAGCGCAGUGAAAGCUCCAUUGUGA
Molecule: messenger RNA, 294 nt
Organism: Necator americanus (New World hookworm)
Lineage: Eukaryota; Metazoa; Nematoda; Chromadorea; Rhabditida; Ancylostomatidae
Exons: 1
Coding region: 1-294 (97 amino acids)
Source: RefSeq, a predicted model, not a curated record